AUGGAUGCACAAGAUUCAGAGCUGAACAGAGCAGCUACAAAAAUACAAUCUAAUUUCCGUGGCUAUAGGACGAGAAAAGAAAUGAGGUUAAUAAAUUGUUCUCCAGAGGCUCCUGAAAACAAUGAUGGCAUGAGUCACUUAGAUCUGAGUAAUCAAGAUCUCCAUGAAGCAGCUAGAUUAAUCCAAAAUUCUUUUAGAAGUUACCAGCUGAGGAAAGAAGGUAAGACAUCGCAGCUUCUAGACAGUGACUUGGAAAACAUCGAUCUGUCAGAUCCUGAGUUACAAAAAGCAGCAGCUAUUAUCCAAUCAUCCUUCAGAGGAUUUCAGACAAAGAAAUCCCUCAGAGCUAUAAAAACUCCUGACAAUGAUAAUGGUCGUAAACUAGACCUGAACGACCCAGAGCUAAAUGAAACUGCAAGAGUCACCCAAAAGUCUUUUCGAGAUUCCCAGUUCACAAAAGAAGGCACUGCUUCCCAGCUUCCAGAUAAUGACUUGGAAAACAUUGAUUUAACAGAUCCUGAUCUGCAAAGAGCAGCAGCUAUUAUCCAAUCAUCUUUCAGAGGAUUUAAGACCAGGAAAAACAUCAGGGGUUCAAAAUCUCCUGACAAAGACAAUGGUCAGGAUACAGAUGAAAUAGAAAACAUCGAUCUAACAGAUCCGGAACUGGAGAAAGCAGCAACUACUAUUCAGUCCAAUUUCAGAGGAUUUAAGACCAGGAAAAACAUCAGAUCUUCAAAAUCUCCUGACAAAGACAAUGGUCAGGAUACAGAUGAAAUAGAAAACAUCGAUCUAACAGAUCCGGAACUGGAGAAAGCUGCAACUACUAUUCAGUCCAACUUCAGAGGAUUUCAGACCAGGAAAAGUAUCAGAUCUUCAAAAUCUCCUGAUAAAGACGAUGGUCAGGAUACAGAUGAAAUAGAAAACAUCGAUCUAACAGAUCCGGAACUGGAGAAAGCUGCUACUACAUUGCAGAUCCAAACUCAGAGGAUUUCAGACCAGGACUGCAGAUCUUCAAAUCUCCUGACAAAAUGA
Macrobrachium nipponense is the source of this 1032-nucleotide messenger RNA. RefSeq names its product abnormal spindle-like microcephaly-associated protein homolog. Gene Ontology annotation, molecular function: protein binding. The coding region runs from base 1 to 1032 and encodes 343 amino acids. The transcript has a single exon. The record is from RefSeq and is a predicted model, not a curated record. Lineage: Eukaryota; Metazoa; Arthropoda; Malacostraca; Decapoda; Palaemonidae.